Molecule: messenger RNA, 2579 nt
Organism: Equus quagga
Lineage: Eukaryota; Metazoa; Chordata; Mammalia; Perissodactyla; Equidae
Gene: SDC4
Product: syndecan 4
Exons: 5
Coding region: 86-691 (201 amino acids)
Biological process (GO): cell migration
Cellular component (GO): cell surface; membrane
Source: RefSeq, a predicted model, not a curated record
GGGGCGGGGCCGGCCGCCGCCUAUAAGAAGGGCCGCGCGCCAGCCCGUGCCACUCUUCCGCGCGCCCUCUCCGCACCGCGGCACUAUGGCCCCCACCCGUCUGCUCGCGCUGCUGCUGCUCCUCGUGGGCGCCCAGGCCGCCGCCGCCGAGUCGAUCCGAGAGACCGAGGUCAUCGACCCCCAAGUCCUCCUAGAAGGCCAAUACUUCUCCGGCGCCCUGCCAGAUGACGAGGACGCUGGGGAGCUCGGGCAGGAAGCCGAUGACUUUGAGCUGUCUGGCUCUGGAGAUCUGGAUGACUCAGAGGACCCCAGGAUCUUCCCUGAAGUAAUUCACCCCUUGGUGCCUCUGAGUAACCACAUCCCUGAGAAGGCAGGGCCUGGAGACCAGGUCCCCACUGAGCCCGAGGAACUGGGGGAGAAUGAGGUCAUCCCCAAGAGGAUCUCGCCCUUUGAAGAGGACGAGGAUGUGUCCAACAAGGUGUCCAUGUCCAGCACUGCCCAGAGCAGCAGCAUCUUUGAGAGGACAGAGGUCCUGGCAGCUCUGAUUGUGGGUGGCGUUGUGGGCAUCCUCUUUGCCGUUUUCCUGGUCCUGCUGCUGGUAUACCGCAUGAAGAAGAAGGAUGAAGGCAGCUACGACCUGGGCAAGAAACCCAUCUACAAAAAAGCCCCCACCAAUGAGUUCUAUGCCUGAAUCUUCUGCAUGGGCACCAGCUUGGACUUUAGCGGGGAGGGAAGCCGAAGGAUUUUGAAGGUUGGCCAUUGGGGGAGGGCAAGCUAACACUGACCUAUCAGCAUCUCCAGCUCUGUGUCCGGAGAGACGCCAUCUUCUACUCUUCCUGCCUCCUCUUGAUUCUCUGGGCCUCGAUUGUCUCAGCAGAAAAAUGGGGUUAAACUUGGCCUUUCUGAAGGCGAGUCUGGGACUGAAUCGUUUCUUAAUCUCCCAGUUUAGAAGCUAGGCCUAGCUUAGAGCCUAUACUGACCAUGCCUCAUCCAGAGCCCCUCUGAAGCUGUUGUGUGAGUCCUGCUGGAGGUCCACCCCUGGCAGCCUCCCUCCCUUUCACAGUCCUCCUUCUGCUAGGAGCUGGGAGAAGGGACUAGAGCCAUCUGCAUCUUGAGAUGUGUCCAUCAAAGGGCACUUGUGACCACACUACGGGAGUCACUGUGGUCUAGCUCGGGCCAUUCUAGGCUCUUUCAAGUGACUUUUGGAAAUGUUUUAUUUGGAGAGGGAGGGGAAUCCAAGAGGAUGGGGAGAGGAGCUGAAAGUUCAUACUGAAAUAGAUUUGUAGAAUAUUUGUAAAUCUAUUUUUAGUGGGGUAUUUUUUUUUUUAACAAUUCAUUCCUUUAUGCAGAGCCUCUUUGCCUGAGCAAGAAUGAGCAGAUGCCGAGGUCCCUGCUCUCGUGCACAUUUCCACAGUACCUGCUAAGUUUGUAUUUAAUGGUUUUUGUUUGUUUGUUUCUCGAAAAUGAAAGAAGAGCCUGAGAUAUGAUUUUUAUUAUUGUUUUUUUUUUACUAUUUAUAGCUUCAGACAGGGCCUCCCCUUCCCUCUUUCUUCUUUUUCUUUAAAGCCCUUCCCCAUUUUUUUUUUUUUAAUACUUCCCCCUCCCCUGCUCAUGACCUUGGCCCUUUCUGAAGCUGCUAAGAAGUAGCUUGUACUGAAACAUAGUUUUCUAGCAGAUCCCAAAAUAUAAUGGAAGGGAUGUUGGGAUAUUUGUAUCUCUCUUCUUGUAAUAUAUUAUUAUUCUUCCUUGGUUCUAGAAAAAUAGAUAUAUAUAUUUUUUCAGGAGAUAGUAUGAUAUUUCCAGUUUGAAGUUGGCCGGAUGGUUGAGUGAGUGAAUUUUUGUGUGGCUGAGUGGAUUUUUACCUCUUUCUUUGGCCCUGUUCCUGGUGCCUUCUCCUGAUCUGGCUGGAAUAGUUGAGGGUGGAUGAUUCCACCUUCUAUCUAGCUUUUAAUUUAGCACAGCUGGUGUUCCUGUAGAUGCUUUCUCCAAAUUUAAGAGAAAAUUGGAGAGCUGCACCAUCCAAUAUGGUAACCACUAGCCACAUGUGGCUAUUUAAAUCAAUUAAAAUUACAUAAAGUUAAAAAUUCCCUCCUCACUUACACCACCCACAUUUCAAGUGCUGAGUUGCCACAUGUGGCUAGUGGCUGCUGUACCGAACAUGCAGGCAGAGACCAUGUCUAUCUCUUGGACAGCACUGCUGGAGAACUAAACUGACUUAACACGUCACAGUCCCAGCUUUGCUGGGAUGGCCUUUGUCUCCCUGGGUAAAGAGGGGGAUGGCGGCAGGGGCUGAUUAGGCCUUAGCUCCAGAGCCUGUUGUCUGCGACGCCUCCUCUCCAGAGACGAGAGGCUGGUGGCUUAGCCUGGGCAGGCCAGGUCGUCUCCUGACCCCACUGGCUGGGUGGAGGGAAUGAUCCUCGCUUCUGCACCCCUCACCACAGGGUCCCAGCUGGCUGGGUCCUCUUCCCUGUGUUCUUCUCUGGCUGUGUUGGGAGUGAGCACCUCUUCUGUAGCCACUUCACACUGUUGUCUGUUACUGAUUUUUUUGAUAAAAAGAUAAUAAAAUCUGGUACUUUCUA